CGCACCUCGCACCAUUCCCGUGAGCAGUUGACUGGCUGGCGUCCUUUGGUGGCGUACGUAAAAGUGAGCAAAGGAAAAGCGGAUCGCGGAUAGCGAAAAGUGGCUAUAGUUCGUGACAGUAUGAAGUGGUUAGUGUUAGCCUUUGCCCUUGUGGCGGCUAUAAGCUGGGCCCAAGGUAGUGUCGUGAAGAGUGUUUUCGUGGGCACUGGCCCGGAGGAGUACGUGUAUCAGUACGAGCUGGAUGUGACGACCGGUGUGGUUGAGCCGCACUACGGUUCGAUGUAUCGUGUGCAAGCCAAAAUGCAUGUCCGACCAGAUCCUUCCGGAAACGGAACGUUCGUGUACUUCGACGAUCCGAAGGUGUUCCUGUACACGGGCCAUCUACCACUACCGGUGGAACCGAAGGCAGAGAACUACACGCAGUACGCCAAGCAGGCAGAAGCGUUCAUCCAACCGUUCUACGUGACUUACGACAAGUUUGGACUGGUGCAGGAGGUGUUUACCACCAAGACGGACGUACUGUGGAGUGUAAAUCUGAAGAAAGGAGUCGCUGCUAUGAUGCAGCUACCAGUGGACAAGUUCCCGACGAAGUAUGUCAAGCCAUUCGUAUUUACCGAAACGGAAGAAUCCGUUUAUGGAAAGGUGAACGUUACCUACGCUGUACAUUCCACCGAUGGACAGCAAGUUCAAGUGAUGAAGACACCGGACUAUGAAUCGUUUGCUCAUCUACCGUACGAUCUGUACACCAAUGUGGAACCGUUCCAUGUGUAUCACAACAGGACCACAUGGAAUUCCGUACUCCCGGUUGUAGAAUAUGACGUGAUGUUCCACCGGGACGGUGUGAAAGUUUACCAAGCAUACUCGGAAAGCACCAAGUAUGUGCAACCAUUCACCGCUGAGGGUCAGAAGCAAUUUGUCACGACCAAGCAGACAGUCGUGUUCAAGAACACUGUUGCUGCCAGCAAGACGUUUGAAUUCACCGGAUUCCCCAUGUACCACUACGUGCACUAUGAAACGUCCGAGUCGGUCUUUGAGGAAACUUACCCGACCCUGGCCACCAUAUCGCCGAUCGUAGACAUUUCUACCGUUGGUCCCAAAGUUCAGGUGAUGCUGUAUGAAGCUGUCCAAUAUCUACAGGAGAAUCAAAUCACGAACCAGGAAACCGAAACGAAGCACGGUUUAGUGAUCACGCGCAUCAUUGAAGCACUGAAACCGUUCACCGUUGAGAACUACGCCCAGUUCUGGACUGUACUGACGAAGUCAACCACUCCGAAGGAUCUGAUGGCAGUGGACAUUUUCUACAAGGUGCUCCCGUCCGUCGGCACGAAGUACGCCGUGCAGUUCGUGAUGGAUAUGGUAAAGAAUCACAAGGUGAAGGAAUCGGUCGCAUCCGGCAUGCUGUUCUCGCUCGGUGUCAACGUACGUGCACCGUCCGUGGAGCUACUGCACAGCGUCGAAGACUUCAUUAACUUCCCCGAGUACGUUAAGCCGGAUGUAGCUCACGCUGCCAUCCUAUCGUUCGGUACCAUGGUGUACAAGACGUUCCAGCACGAAAAAUACUCGACGGAAAUUGAGAAGUACAUUAAGGUGUACUACAAACAUCUGAAGGAAGCGAAAACGUUCGAGGACCAGCUGGUUUGGUUGCACGGUUUGAAGAACAUUCAGCUGGGCUCGGUUGGUGAGCUGUUGGUGCCACUAGUUAAAGGUGAACCGGUGUUGGAUGUGGCGUACGAUCGUCAUCUACAGGUGCAUGUGAUUUAUGCACUGAUGGAAAUUAUGGAUCACGAGCACGAUACGCUCUUCGAGGUCGUAUUCCCGGUUGUGACAGAUGACACGCGGCCUGUUGAGCUGCGUGUGGCCGCUGUCAAGGUGAUCGUCUCGAUGGAAGAUGUACACUACUUCACGAAGCUUGUUGCCUUCAUGAAGAUGGAAACGAAUGUUCAUGUCUACUCGUACUUUAUCACCACCAUCAGAAGCUUGGUCAAUUCGGAUGUCUACUUCGGUACUGAAUUCUACCACUAUCUGCAGCAGGUCGUCACUGAGUUCGUUCACUACGAUCCGGCAGUCGAGACGAAAUCCUUCUUCUACGAUUACGUUGAUGUCGAGCAGAAAGUGGGCAGCAUCAUUAGCGGAAACAUGAUCGCCGAUGUGAAGUACAACAAGGUGAACCAGUUCUACAUUAGCUUCGCUCCUUACGUGAUGGAUCGCGUGUACGAUCUUUACUCGGUGUAUGUCAAGUUCGAGGGAGUUCACAAUCCGCUCUCGCUUGUGUGGCCUAAACUGUUCAAUGUUGAUCCGAAAACGAUCAACGAACCGAUUACGCAGAACCACGAAAACGUUCCCGUGCACGUGGAAUUUACGUUCAUGGCUAACGGUAAGGUUGUGUACACGAAAUACUUCAACGAGGAAACGAUCAAGCAGUUCUACACGUAUACCUAUCUGACGAUCCUCAAGACAUUGCAGUACCAAUUUACCACCGUGCUAAACGUGGCUGAGGUCGAGCUGUACACACCGACGUACGACGGAGUGCCGGUUAAGGUUGCACUAAAGAUGCCACUUGUGUCGCAAUUCAAGUACAACGUGGUCGUACCAUCGACUACCAAUCAGAACGAGGUGACGCUCACGGUCAACAGCUUCUUCCGCAUGUGGAUGCACGGAUACUACGGUGUAUCGGUGUACAAUCCGUUCGCCUUAACCUGGCAAGGUACGCGUCGUGUGCAAGCGUUCGAUUUCCACGUCCCGCUAGUGUUCGAUGUCAUCUUUAACUUCCAGCAGAACUCCUUCAAGCUCGUCUGGAGCAAGCACGCCAACGAGGUGUUUAAUGUGGUCGGCUUUAAGUCGCACGUCAAAACUCAGGUUUACGCUAGACCAGACACAGAAGUGGACUAUCUCACGUCCUCUUGCCCGGCGUGUUUCCACUACCAAACGGUAAAGGCUGUCCCGGUACCAAAGAAGAAAGAUGUCGUACUGUACGAAGCUCACUCGAGGUACACCGGACUGCAUUUCUAUCUGUCUGUAUUCGACGUGGAGGUUCCACCGACAGUCAAAUACUACAAGUCACUGAACGACAUCUUCACAUCGGAUCUGUUCCAUGAGCUCGAACACGUAACCGUGUUUGACUUUGUGACGAAAUACUUCACCUGGUUCUACACGACCGUGCUGCCACCGAAACCAACGAGUUACGGUGUUGUCGGGUAUGUGAACCCGUGCAAAGUGUAUCCCUUCGAUAAGGUAGAGUUCACGUUCAAGGUAGACAGCGAGGCGUUGUCACACACACUGUGGACCACACCGGACUAUCGCCAAUACGUCAAGUUCACGGCCAUCUUCAAGAAGACCGAUGUUGUUGUGAACCACUGGGACGUUAACGUGUACUACACGCACGAGUAUGGAACGUACUUCAAAACGAUCAACAUGCAGAUAACGCACCAAACCCCGGGCGAGAAGCACAUGAACAUCUGCCUCGACUGGGUAAAGAAUGUUGUGCCGGAGUCGGUUACUGGAAAGCUUUCAUACUUCCACGGUUACUCGUACGAUCACAAAUGCGUCAAGGACGAUAUGGUGGUGUCGAUCGAAUUGAUCGGUGUACAGUCGGAUGUACAGAAGAAUCUUACCUACGUCCCGUCGUACCAUAGUGUGCCAACGUACUUCUACCAACAGUGCGUACCACGCAACUUGCCUCAGUUUGAAGACUAUUCCGCACCGGUUACGUACGAAUGUGUCGAUAUGUAUAGCACCGUUCGUAAGUACCAGUACACCGUCGACUACCAGCAUGUCUACCCAGUGUACGAAGAAUUUGUUAAACCAUUCUGGUUCUGGGCGAAGCACGUCGGACCAGCCUACUAUCCGGAAGUUGAGCAGUUCCACUUUGUGCCUGAUAAUCGGUUCGUUGUAGAGGUGGAGUAUCCGAUGUACUAUACCUACCCGACGGUGGAUGUUGUGGUAAAGUCGUCCUACGAAACGGUUGCUUUCGAUCACGUACCCUGCUACGAUUGGGUGUGGAUGUUCCAACCAGAUAGUACGGUCUUCACUAAGUACUUUGAGGUGAUGAAAUCCUUCGGCUAUGUGGACAGCUGUGUUGUCAACCCUGUGUACGAAUAUGCUCCCUAUCACUACACCGUCAGCAAGCAGCCGGUCUUCAACGAAUGGAUCCUGUACGCUUCCGAUCAUCCUGUCUCCUACACCUGGGCCGUUUAUGUGCAGAAGCUGGAAAAGAACCGUGUUGCCUUCAAGCUCGUCCUAAACGGUCACAGCGUGGUGGUUCAACCGCUCUUCGGAAAGCAGUACGAAACUACCGGCACGAAGUACUCCUUCACGGUUGAUAACGAACUGAUGUACGCCCUGGAGCAUGGUAGCACCGAUGUCUAUCCGUUCAAGUACUACUAUGUGUACGAUACGCUCGUCUUUACCAUACCGCACGUAUCGCUCUACGUGGUUUACGAUGGUUAUCAGGUGAAGAUCGAAACACCCAAAACGGAAAAUGUUACAUUCUAUGGCCAGUGCUAUGUGUAAUUUUUAGACGAGCUUUCUAAGGUGCGCUCCAACGCACACCAGCUUCUGUUUAAUUCGAAAUUUUCAAUAAACGAACACACCUCUUGACUUUGCUCAGCA
Anopheles funestus (African malaria mosquito) is the source of this 4608-nucleotide messenger RNA. RefSeq lists its product as uncharacterized. Gene Ontology annotation, molecular function: lipid carrier activity. Gene Ontology annotation, biological process: lipid transport. Bases 121 to 4509 code for a protein of 1462 amino acids. The transcript is spliced from 7 exons. The record is from RefSeq and is a predicted model, not a curated record. NCBI's taxonomy places the organism in Eukaryota, Metazoa, Arthropoda, Insecta, Diptera, Culicidae.